UUCUUCCCUUUCCCACAUAUAAAUGUACAACUCCAUGUCUCUACUUAUCACCAUUGUGCAAGAGGUAGGUAGGUGAGCAAGAAAGCCGCAAAUGAAGCCUCACGCAGUAGUAAUCCCAUACCCAGCACAAGGCCACAUCGCCCCCGUCCUCAGGCUUGCUAAACUCCUCCACUACAGAGGCUUCUUCAUCACCUUCGUCAACACAGAGUUCAACCACAACCGUCUAGUUCGGGCCCGCGGCCCCGAAGCCGUCAAGGGCCUCGAUGACUUCCAGUUCAAAACCAUCCCAGAUGGGCUGCCGCCGUCAGAAUCCGAUGCAACGCAGGACAUCCCCCUGCUCUCCCAGUCCAUGUCCAAGAACUGCUUGGCCCCCUUCUUGGACCUCAUUAACAGUCUCAAUGAUUCACCGGAUUGCCCCAAUGUUAGUUGCAUAGUCUCUGAUGGGGUCAUGAGUUUCACUCUUGAUGCUGCUGACAAGGUAAAUAUACCUGAGGUGGUCUUUUUCACUACCAGUGCUUGUGGAUUCAUGGGCUAUCUUCACUACGGUGAACUUGUUACCAGAGGAUAUGUCCCUUUUAAAGAUGAAAGUUGCUUCACCAAUGGAUAUCUGGACACUGAAAUCGAUUGGAUUCCAGGGAUGAAAGGAAUCCGUCUAAGGGACAUUCCCACAUUCAUCAGAACGACAGAUCCAGAAGACAUAAUGCUCAACUACAACAUUGUGCAGCACGAAAAUGCCUCAAGGGCCAGAGCCAUCAUUUUCAACACAUACGACGAUCUAGAAGAUGAAGUUCUGGAGGCCAUUCGAGCAAAAUUCGACAAAGUUUACACAAUCGGUCCCCUCCAACUCCUCGAAAACGAGAUAUACGAGCGAAAACUCACCUCAAUCGGCUCAAAUCUGUGGAAAGAGGACGUGGAGUGCUUGGACUGGCUAGAGCAGAGGGAAGACGCCUCAGUUCUGUACAUCAACUUCGGCAGCAUCACCCCUCUAACCCCCGAUCAGAUGGUGGAGUUCGCGUGGGGGCUUUCCAGCAGCAAUCAGAAUUUCUUGUGGAUAAUCAGGCCUGAUUUGAUUAACGGAAAAGGGUCAGUUCUGCCUGAAGGGUUCUUGGAGGAGACUAAAGGGAGAGGGCUGAUGGUGGGGUGGUGCCCCCAGGAGCAGGUUUUGGGCCACCGGGCGGUAGGCGGAUUCUUGACGCACUGCGGGUGGAACUCGACGAUUGAGACGAUAUCUUCGGGAGUUCCAAUGGUUUGCUGGCCGUUUUUCGCUGAGCAGCAGACGAAUUGCCGAUACGCUUGCGCGAAGUGGGGGGUUGGGGUGGAGAUAGAAGGGGAUGUUACGAGAGGGAAAGUGGAGAAAAUGGUGAGAGUUAUGAUGGAAGGGGAGAAGGGGAAGGAGAUGAGGAAGAAGGCGUUGGAGUGGAAGGACAAGGCUCGCGUCGCAGCUAAGCCUGGCGGCUCUUCCUUCACCAACUUGGAGACGUUGAUCAAUGCCACUCUCCUCAACAACAACUAGUCCCUUUUUUAUUUUAUUUUAUUAUUUUUUUCAAAAAAAUAUUAUUAUUAUUAUUGUACUUUUUUUGUUGAUGGAGUUCAGUUCAGAAUAAAAUGGAUAUUGUGUAUAAUCUUGGAAUUCGACGGUCUUAUUAUUAAAGUGAAGCAUUUGAUUGUCAUA
This is a messenger RNA of Sesamum indicum (sesame), 1672 nucleotides long. RefSeq names its product 7-deoxyloganetin glucosyltransferase. The record is from RefSeq and is a predicted model, not a curated record. Gene Ontology annotation, molecular function: quercetin 3-O-glucosyltransferase activity; quercetin 7-O-glucosyltransferase activity. Lineage: Eukaryota; Viridiplantae; Streptophyta; Magnoliopsida; Lamiales; Pedaliaceae.